Molecule: messenger RNA, 2495 nt
Organism: Platichthys flesus (European flounder)
Lineage: Eukaryota; Metazoa; Chordata; Actinopteri; Pleuronectiformes; Pleuronectidae
Exons: 3
Coding region: 82-1992 (636 amino acids)
Source: RefSeq, a predicted model, not a curated record
GGACAAAGUCAAAGAAGAAGAAGAGACAAAGAGAGAGAGCUACUGCAACUGUCAAGGAAACAUCGUCACUUCAACAUCUGAAUGAUGGUCAGAUUCAGUUUUGGAGAGGAAAGCCGAGGAGAACAGAGAGCAUUCAAAAUGAUCGCCAAGACUUUUCUCUUUGUUGUGAUACUGAUUGGGCAACCAUCAAAUAGUCAAACAACAGCACCCACAGAAAAACAAACUGCAGCAAUUAUCGCGUCCACGUCAGCAGCAGCAGCAGCAACUGCAGUGGCAGCCUCAACAGCAGCAGUCAGUGGAGCAGCACCCAAAGAAUUAGAAGCUGCCAUAACCCAGGCACGAGCAGCAGCUCGAGCUGCCACCUUAGCAGCAGAUGGAACAGCAUCAGUAUCCCUGGCAGUAGCAGCAGCUGAAGACGCUGCAGAGGCAGCAGAAGCAGUAGCAUUAGCAGCCAUUCAAGCAGCAGCAAGUGCACCUGCAUCAAUUACAGAUGUAAUGGCAAAUAUAGCCAAGGAAUCAUCAAAAGCAGCAAAGGCUGCAAAGGCAGCAGCAACAGCAGCAAAAGCAGUCAACGAGGCAGCUUCAGCAGCAGCAUCUCAACAAGCAUUGAUGGAAACAGCAGAAGCUGCCAAAGAAGUGGGGAAAUCCUCAAACGAUGCAUUGGCGACAUUAUCAGCAAUCCCCGCAGAAAAAGCAGCACAAAUGACAGAAGAAUCACGUUCAGCAAUAGCAACAGCAGAAACAGUGGCAGACAUCGCAGGAGCAACAGCAUUGUCAGUAGAAUCAGUAGUAAAGGCAGCAACAGCAAACAACUCUGAAAUAAUGAAAUCAAGUACAAAUGCAGCAGCAAGAAGUGCAACAGCAGCAGCAGGCGUUCAGCUUUCACUGGUAUCAGGGACAAAUGUAACCCCAUCUACAGCAAGCCCCACACCAGGCAGCACUGCAGCAUCAACCUUGGCAACUAAAACAACAACAACAACAACAACAACAAUAAUAACAACAACAACAACAGCAGCACCUGUAGAAGUUAAAGCAAAGGAAACUGCAGUCGUGGCGUCAACAGCAGCAGCAGCAGCAGCGGCAGCAGCUGCCUCAGCAGCUGCGGCAGCUUCUGGACCAGCAGCAUCCACAGCAGCCAGGAAUGCAGCAGUAGCUGCAAAACAAGCAGCAAAGGCUGCUGCAUUAGUUGCAGCAGGGGCAGCACCAGUGGAAACAGCAGCUGCAGCAGCAAGAAAAGCGGCUGAAGCAGCAGAUCUGGCAGCACAAGCAGCCGUAGACGCAGCAUUAAAACAAGGAACAGCAGGACAAACGCAGCAAGCAGCGCUGAUAGCAGCAUCAGCAAUUAAGUCGGCAAAUGCAGCAAAAACAGCAGCAGCAGCAGCAACGUCGGCAGCAGCUGCAAACGCAAAUCCAGCAACAAUCUCAGGAGCUGCUGAAGCUGCCAGAUCAGUGGCCACAGCAUCAAAAGAAGCAGUAGAACAGCUGCAGGACGUUUUAUCACAGGCCACAGGCUCGACCGCAGCAGAGAAAGCAGCGAUAGCAGGGGCACAGGCAGUGGCAGAGAUGGCACAGGCAACAGCAGCAGUAGCCACAACAGCAGCGGAAACAGCAGAAGACGCAGCAUCAGCAACAUCUGCAACAUCCGCGGCAGAACUCACAGCAAUAAUGACAUCAGCAGCACAAGGGGCGGUGACAUCGGCCUCAGCCGCAGCAACAGCAGCAGAGGCCCUCGCUGACCAAAGCAACGCAGCAGCAGCAGGUGGAUCUGGAUCUGGGUCUGGGUCUGGGUCUGGAUCUGGAUCUGGGUCUGGGUCUGGGACUGGAUCUGGGACUGGAUCUGGGUCUGGGUCUGGAUCUGGAUCUGGAGCUAGUUCUGGGUCUGGGUCUGGAACAGGAUCAAAUCCAGGAAGCAACACAACAGGAGCUGCGAGCUACCAUACGAUCAGCCUGGUUUCUGUGGGGAUCUCCGUCAUCGCUGCUCUGCUUCUGUGAGGAGCAACAUGACGCAGCUGCUGCACUGAAGGACUGACACGCUCAAUUGUAGAAUAUCAAGAUGUAUUUAUUCCUUUAUUUUAUCUCCAAUUCAUCGUGUGUGUACCAAAAUUAUACCAUUUUAUAUUUGUCUUUGACAGGUCAGAAAAGUUGGAUCAAAGGAAAUGAGAAAGGGAACAAUGAUCAAUAUUUGAAUAAUCACUAAUCAGUAAUAGAGUUAUUCAACUCUUUAAAUGGCUGUAAAUUAUCCUAUUUAUUAUCCUAUUUAUUGUGAGCAUGGUUUGUACUGAAUGAAACUGUUGUUAUUCUAUAGUUUAUUGCAAUUCAUAUUCGUAAUUGUGACGGUUUUUGAUUAUAAAUUAAAACAGCUGCUCUUGAUCUAAUUCAUGAAAGAAUGUGAUUAUGUCUCCAUCAAUAAAUGAACAAUUACUGCAUUUUGCUUUGAUCGUUGUUUUCUUUGCCAAGCAGCUCAAGCCCAUCGAGGUUCCUCUGCCUUUAAUAUG